Molecule: messenger RNA, 1381 nt
Organism: Chanos chanos (milkfish)
Lineage: Eukaryota; Metazoa; Chordata; Actinopteri; Gonorynchiformes; Chanidae
Gene: morf4l1
Product: mortality factor 4 like 1
Exons: 12
Coding region: 80-1051 (323 amino acids)
Biological process (GO): regulation of DNA-templated transcription; chromatin organization
Cellular component (GO): nucleus; NuA4 histone acetyltransferase complex
Source: RefSeq, a predicted model, not a curated record
CUUCACCGUGUCUGAAAGAAAUCGGAGCUGGCGAUGCCUGGAUUUGAUUUUCCAGAUAUUUUAAUUGUUUAAUCUGUGAAUGGCGCCUAAACAGGACCCUAAACCUAAAUUUCAAGAAGGUGAACGAGUGCUGUGUUUCCAUGGGCCAUUGCUAUACGAAGCUAAGUGUGUUAAAAUCAAUAUCAAGGACAAACAAGUGAAAUACUUCAUUCAUUACAGUGGAUGGAAUAAGAACUGGGACGAAUGGGUUCCUGAAAGCCGUGUGCUCAAAUAUGUGGACAGUAAUCUGCAGAAACAGAAAGAGCUUCAGAAGGCAAACCAAGACCAUUAUGUUGAGGGAAGGAUGAGGGGAGUAGCACCAAGCAAGAAGAUUGCUGCAGUGCAGCAAAAAAACGUUGAUGUGAAAACAAAAAAGAACAAACAGAAGACCCCAGGGGCAGGAGAAGGAACGAGUACAGGAGAAAUGCCCCACCCCCCACGUAAGAAGCGGGCACGUGUCGACCCCACUGUGGAAAGUGAGGAGACUUUUAUAAACCGAGUGGAGGUGAAGGUGAAGAUUCCAGAAGAGCUGAAGCCAUGGUUGGUGGAUGACUGGGAUCUCAUUACCAGACAGAAGCAGCUGUUCCAUCUGCCUGCAAAAAAGAAUGUGGAUGCCGUCCUGGAGGACUAUGCAAAUUACAAAAAGUCAAGAGGAAACUCUGACAACAAGGAAUACGCCGUGAAUGAGGUGGUUGCUGGUAUCAGAGAGUACUUCAAUGUUAUGCUGGGUACUCAACUCCUCUACAAGUUUGAGAGACCCCAGUACGCCGACGUCCUGGCAAACCACCCAGACACCCCCAUGUCCCAGAUCUACGGAGCUCCUCACCUGCUCAGGCUCUUUGUGAGAAUUGGAGCUAUGUUAGCCUACACACCUCUUGAUGAGAAGAGUCUAGCCCUGCUGCUCAGCUAUCUGCAGGACUUUUUGAAGUAUUUGGUGAAGAACUCAUCUUCUCUGUUCAGUGCAAGUGACUAUGAAGUAGCACCUCCUGAGUACCACCGCAAGGCGGUUUGACCACAGAGCCUGUUUGGAUAAAGGGUGUUACACACUGAUUCACUGAAAAAACUUUUCCCCCUUUUUUUCUUUUAAGAAAACAACUUGUUUCAGGGCAGGGAAAGGGACCCCUGAAGUCUUGCGAAACAUUUAUAUUGUGGUCUCUUGGCUUUGAAAUACAUUUUUUUAACACUUGAUGUUAAGCCACAAGAACCACACCCCUACUCUCAUAAAGACAUGUUUCCAGUUCAAGUAAUAGUGUGAAACCAGAUCUUGGAUAAAGGCCAUUUCAAUAUGUUAUAUUGAAAUGUCAAUCAUUUGUUAACUGUCGGAUGGUAUUUUGUAAUAAAA